Eucalyptus grandis is the source of this 756-nucleotide messenger RNA. Its product is annotated as zinc finger protein 8-like. The coding region runs from base 1 to 756 and encodes 251 amino acids. Gene Ontology annotation, biological process: negative regulation of abscisic acid-activated signaling pathway. The record is from RefSeq and is a predicted model, not a curated record. The transcript has a single exon. Lineage: Eukaryota; Viridiplantae; Streptophyta; Magnoliopsida; Myrtales; Myrtaceae.
AUGGAACAAGUUCAAACACCCUCUGGAGAGAAAUUCCUGGUGACCCUUCUCUCCGGAGAUGCGGAAGGGAUGGCGGAGCGAAUAUCGGGUCCUUCAGUUCUUGAAGUGAAGCUCUCUAGUGAUGAUCACCAUGGAUCUGCACCCGCGAUCAAUCUGUUGAAUUCCCUUGAAAACAUUCUUCGAAAUAAACCCGACAGACCGAAACGAAAUUUCAACAAUUCCCUCGCGACCCGGGCUUACGGUUGCAAGUACUGCAAGGCGAAGUUCGACACCUUGCAGUCCUUGGGGGGCCACCAGAACGCCCACAGGCGCCAGCGUGCCGCGGAAAGGCAGGCGAAAGAGAGAACGUGGAACACUUAUGCCUUCUCUCAGGCGAACCCUUAUUUUGACCCAAGUUGUUUUGGUGUGCAGGCAAUUCCUGUCCCGGGGCACCCCAUGGCCUGUAGGCCUCGUGCUAGGCCUCGUGCUUUUCCCGCGCCUACCAAUGUUGUCGAACCUACCUAUGGGUGGACGCUGAAGCGGACAAUGAUAAUGAAUCCUCAAGCCUCAGCGUGGCCUCGACCGGCCAUGGCGAAUCAGCUGAAUGGAAUGGCGUAUCGACCUAUGAACUAUAAUGGCGACCCUCACUUCUGUACCAAGGUUCCUCCUCAGAGCACAGGACCGAGACCACCAUUUGCCAAUGUUUUUGCCAAUGGAAGCUCCUCCGGCACUCAGGGACUCGAAAAUGGAGGGUUGGACUUGUCACUUAGGCUCUGA